AUGUCUAUCGUCAAUCAGACCAACUUGCAUCCUAACGGUGUCAAGCCUUCGCCUACCGAGGUCGAGGAGCACCUUGCUAACGUCGCCAACAUCGACUACAACAAUGUGACCAUCCAGUACAACACCUCGGUCCCCGCUCUGUACGAGGAUGCUCUCGUUUACGAGAGCGGCUCUGCCAUCUCUUCCGCUGGUGCCCUUGUUGCCUCCUCGGGAGCCAAGACUGGCCGUUCGCCCAAGGACAAGCGUCUUGUCGACGAGCCUACCUCGCGUGACGAUGUCUGGUGGGGACCUGUCAACACCAAGCUCUCGCCUGAGGUUUGGCAGAUCAACCGUGAGCGUGCUAUCGACUACCUCAACACUCGCUCGCGUCUCUACGUUGUUGAUGCCUUCGCUGGCUGGGACCCCAAGUACCGGAUCAAGGUCCGUGUUGUCUGCGCCCGCGCCUACCACGCUCUCUUCAUGCGCAACAUGCUUAUCCGUCCUACCGCUGAGGAGAUCAAGACCUUUGGCGUUCCCGACUUCACCAUCUACAACGCUGGUGCCUUCCCUGCCAACAGAUACACUAGCGGUAUGACCUCGAGCACUUCCGUCGACAUCAACUUCCAGGACAAGGAGAUGGUCAUUCUCGGAACCGAGUACGCCGGUGAGAUGAAGAAGGGAAUCUUGACUGUCAUGUUCUACCUCAUGCCCGUUAAGUACAAUGUUCUUACUCUUCACUCGUCUGCCAACGAGGGCAAGACCGGCGAUGUCACUCUCUUCUUCGGUCUCUCCGGAACUGGUAAGACCACCCUUUCCGCCGAUCCCGCUCGUCUGCUGAUCGGUGACGACGAGCACUGCUGGUCCGACACUGGUGUCUUCAACGUCGAGGGUGGCUGCUACGCCAAGUGCCUUGACCUCUCUGUCGAGAAGGAGCCCGAUAUUUUCAACGCCAUCCGCUUCGGAUCCGUUCUCGAGAACGUCGUCUUCGAUCCCAUCACCCGUGAGGUCGACUACUACGAUGCCACUCUCACUGAGAACACUCGAUGCGCCUACCCCAUCGAGUACAUUCCCAACGCCAAGAUCCCUUGCUUGUCUGACAACCAUCCCACCAACAUUAUCCUGUUGACUUGCGAUGCUCGUGGUGUCCUUCCUCCUAUCUCCAAGCUCACCAACGAGCAGGUCAUGUACCACUUCAUCUCCGGUUACACCUCCAAGAUGGCCGGUACUGAGGACGGUAUCACCGAGCCCCAGGCGACUUUCUCUGCCUGCUUCGGCCAGCCCUUCUUGGUCUUGCACCCCAUGCGCUACGCUCAGAUGCUUGCCGACAAGAUGGCUGCCCACAACGCUAAGGCUUGGUUGCUGAACACUGGCUGGACCGGUCGCUCUGCUUCCAAGGGUGGCUCGCGUUGCCCUCUCAAGUACACCCGUGCUAUCCUCGACGCCAUCCACUCCGGCGAGCUCGCCGAUGUCGAGUACGAGCAGUUCGAGACCUUCAACCUCUACGUUCCCAAGACGUGCCCCAACGUUCCCGCUGAGAUCCUCAACCCCGCCAAGAGCUGGGCUGAUGGCCCUGCUGACUUCGGUGUCGAGGUCGGCAAGCUCGGCACUCUCUUCGCUGAGAACUUUGAGAAGUACCGGUCUGGCUGCAGCAAGGAGGUUAUCGCUGCCGGCCCUGCCCUAUAA
This is a messenger RNA of Myxozyma melibiosi, 1662 nucleotides long. Its product is annotated as ATP-utilizing phosphoenolpyruvate carboxykinase. Gene Ontology annotation, biological process: gluconeogenesis. Gene Ontology annotation, molecular function: phosphoenolpyruvate carboxykinase (ATP) activity; ATP binding. The record is from RefSeq and is a predicted model, not a curated record. Gene Ontology annotation, cellular component: cytosol. Bases 1 to 1662 code for a protein of 553 amino acids. The transcript has 2 exons. Lineage: Eukaryota; Fungi; Ascomycota; Lipomycetes; Lipomycetales; Lipomycetaceae.